AGCCCUGCGGGCACUGCUGACGUGGUGCCAGGGACCGGGCUCAUUUCGGAGGGGAGACGAGCGGGGAGAGGCUGGCGGUGCUGCGGCUGCAACGGCCACCGCCCGCUCCUGCAGCAGCCUCCUUCCCUCCGCCCGCACCGGGCCUGGCUCUCCCCUGCCCGCCCCCGGGGAGAGGGAUGGCGGGGGGCGAGGGGGCUUCCCGCCUGCUCGGGGCACUGUGCCUCACCGCCGCCGCCUGCCUGCACCUGGUGGACGGCCGGGACCCCGCAGCAGAGUGGACCCUGGAGAAGUAUUCUCACCAACCAAGAAUUUUACAUUCUGAUGCCAUUCAAAAAGUCACAGCAAACACAGAUGUUUCUGAAAUGUGGGAGAAUGAUUUGCGCCCUAUCCUGAUAGAAAGAUACUCAGGAUCACAAGGAAAUUAUGUUGUACGACAGCACAUCAAGCACCGUCUUCAAAAAUUACAGGCUGGUUGGGAAAUUGAAGAAGAUACAUUUCAGAGAUACACACCAUAUGGAUAUCAAACAUUUUCAAAUAUUAUCAGCACUCUCAACCCCUCUGCAAAACGCCAUCUAGUACUUGCUUGCCACUAUGACUCGAAAUUCUUUGGACAACAAUGGGAUGAGAGAGUGUUUGUAGGAGCAACUGAUUCAGCCGUGCCUUGUGCUAUGAUACUGGAGCUGGCACGUGCCCUGGAUAACAGGCUCCAGUUAAUCAAGACCAGCUCAACAUCAAGACCAGACCUUUCACUUCAGCUCAUUUUUUUUGAUGGUGAAGAAGCUUUUGUCCGGUGGUCCCCUUCCGAUUCCCUCUAUGGAUCGCAACAUUUAGCUCAAAAAAUGGCAUCCACUCCACAUCCACCUGGUUCAACAACCACAAACCAGCUACAGGGCAUAGACCUGCUUGUACUACUGGAUUUAAUUGGUGCACCAAACCCAAUCUUUCCCAAUUAUUUUCCAAACACUAUCCGAUGGUUUCAGAGGCUUCAAGCAAUCGAGCAGGAGCUACACAACAUGAAUCUUUUGAAGAAUCACCUUGUUGAACAGCAGUAUUUCCGGACUAAUUUACAUCGUGGCUUGGUUGAAGAUGACCACGUUCCAUUUUUGUUAAGAGGGGUUCCAGUCCUACAUCUGAUUCCAUCCCCUUUUCCUGCAGUAUGGCAUACCAUGGAGGACACAGAAGAAAACCUUGACAAAACCACUAUCGACAAUCUCAGCAAAAUCCUGCAAGUGUUUGUACUGGAAUAUCUAAACCUGUGAUAGAUAAAAUGUACAAAUCGUACUCCAUUCUAAAUAGUGUUUGCCCACCUUCACAUUUGCUAUUUAAUUGCACCGGAGAGCACUAAAGCAAAGCAAAAUAUAGUGAUAGCUCUUGCCAGACCGAUUAUUGAUUCAGCUGUUCCUGGCCCAAUGUCCCAUGUAGCCAAAUAAGAUAGCAUUAAAUAAUAAUUAGUUUCAGCCUGGAAAGAAUUUGAUCUUUCCAUGUCUUACCUCUGAAUAAAAAAACCCUAGAAUUUUUCCAGAUUGUUAUCUCCGUUUUAUGUCACAUAUUAAGAUCCCAGAAGGAAAUGCCUCCCAACAUAAGUGUUAACUACAGUUUUUACAAGGUCUGACCAACUUCUGCAGUGUUCAGCAAUGGAAGUUUAUAACACAUUAUCAAAACAGGCAAAAAUUACACUAAAACAAGCAUCUACUUCAGGUUGCACUAAACUACCUCAUCCUGAAAUGAGCUGCUGGAACUCCUGACGCACAGAAAGGUUUUUUAAUCCUCUCUGCUCCCUCUCCUCCUUCCCUUACAAGGAGUGCUGCAAGGGCUCUUGUCCACAGACAGCAAGCCACCAGGAAACAGAGAAAUAACCCAAAUUCAAUUUUUUUCCUGUCGUUUGUUGGAUACUUUUUGACGGAGAAGGGUGGUGGGGAGUGAUGCUAAGAGGAAGGUAUGUGGGAGUUCCCUUUGUGAUUUGACUGCAACAUAGGAGAUAUAUACAGAGGAGAAGGUGGUGCAUGGGAGCAAUGCCCCAGCACACACCAUCCAUCCAUGUGAGAAUCACUGAAAAUUUGACACAAAAUAAAAUAAAAACCCCUGCUGUUUUUAGUACAGAUUACAACAGAACUAAUCAUACUAGGCAAGUGAUCACUUUAGAAACUAUAGUUUUAUAUAAAUCUAAUUUUAAAGGCAAAGUGCUAUCUAUCGAGAGUAAAAUAAAUAUGAGAGUCAGAAGCAAGAUGACAAUUUAAGCACCAAAAAGCAAGGUCAAGCCACAGCCUGUAUCAGAAAAAAAUACUCAUCAGUUUAACAACCCUGUGCUUUUACACUCCUUACUAGAAUUCAAUAAAUUUAGUAUAACACUCAGGCAAAAAUCUAGCCUGGAAUGAAAUGAAUAGGAGAAACCAAAAGAAGGUAUCUCCAGAAUUAGGUUGCCACUGGUGAGAAAAAGAUGAGAGCAUGUGAAGAAAAGAAAAUAAUUAAAAAUUAAGCUGGUAGAGGAUGAACUAGGAAAAAAAAAAACAAGCCAGUAUUUUACUGCUCCGAACUUCUUCCAUUAGGAAGAUCUAUCCUGGGCAAAGAGAUUUAAAAAAAAAAAAAAAAACAGCUAUGAAGCUGGAGACGUAUCAGGUUUGGCCUGUAUUUUAACAGUUUUCUAAAGUAAACAUUUCUGAACCUAAGACAAUAUUUACAUACAUAUUUUAGUGUCACAAUAGAAAUAGGUAUUUACAGCAAUGCAAAAUUGUAAGAUUUUACUGUUACAGGACAGCCUGAAAAUGAAAUUCAAUCUAGUUUUGUUGCUCAAGAUGAACCAAAAGCAUUUUUUUUCCCCAUCACUUCCAACAUUUGUGAGAAAUGUUUCUAUUUUGCAUGCAACUUCUGAAAUAGAAUGCAAUGAAAAUUCUAAAAA
Messenger RNA from Calidris pugnax (ruff), 2896 nucleotides. RefSeq names its product glutaminyl-peptide cyclotransferase (gene QPCT). The transcript is spliced from 7 exons. The record is from RefSeq and is a predicted model, not a curated record. Bases 177 to 1259 code for a protein of 360 amino acids. Gene Ontology annotation, molecular function: glutaminyl-peptide cyclotransferase activity; zinc ion binding. NCBI's taxonomy places the organism in Eukaryota, Metazoa, Chordata, Aves, Charadriiformes, Scolopacidae.